UAUAAACAAAAAGAUAAAACUGUGUCUUUUCAACACACCCAAAAAUCUCCUUCUUUCCUCUUUUCAACAUCAAACUCACCCAUGCUCAUUAAUCACCAAUAACCACCACUUUCCAAACAAUUAACCCCAAAAUUCAACAACAAAUCGGCAUCCUCAUCCGUCAAAUUGCUUCAGGUGAUAUAUUUGAGCAAUAUGCAGAGCCAAAUAGUGUGCAGUGGUUGUAGAAGCAUUUUGUUGUACCCUAGAGGAGCUUCUAAUGUUUGCUGUGCGUUAUGUAAUAUUGUUACUUCAGUUCCUCCACCAGGGAUGGAAAUGGCCCAACUGAUCUGUGGAGGUUGUCGCACAUUGCUAAUGUAUGCACGUGGUGCUACAAGUGUUAGAUGCUCAUGCUGCCAUAUUGUAAAUCUUGCACCUGUUCCAAACCAGCUUGCCCAAAUCAGCUGUGCAAAUUGCCGAACAAUGCUGAUGUAUCCAUUUGGUGCUCCUUCGGUUAAGUGUGCAGUCUGUCACUACAUUACAAAUGUCAAUACUAGCAAUGGAAGAGUUCCCGUUUCAGCGCCAUUGCCAUCUUCUUCGACAGAAAUGCCUCAUCGGGUUAAACAAUUUAAUACGUAUUCUACAGGAAAUGCCUCAUCCGCAGACUCAAACCGUUGUCGUUGAAAAUCCCAUGUCCGUUGAUGAGAACGGGAAACUGGUAAGCAAUGUUGUUGUCGGGGUUACAACGGAUAAGAAACCAAAUUGAAACGAUUGGCAUGACGGGUUGGUCUCGUAUUGAUUAUUUGAUGAAUGAAUAUGGGUCAUUAGUAGUUGAAUUUGUAUACUAUUAGAACAGGAAAAAACGGUCCAUCAUAUUAUGUUAUUGUAAUUUAGAUUGUUGAGAAAAAUGGAUGGCUUGAUGUGUUGAUUUGUGAUGGGAUAUCGUUAAUAGAAUGCGUUUUGCCGGAUUUGGUAUAAACAA
Messenger RNA from Helianthus annuus (common sunflower), 958 nucleotides. RefSeq names its product protein LSD1. The record is from RefSeq and is a predicted model, not a curated record. NCBI's taxonomy places the organism in Eukaryota, Viridiplantae, Streptophyta, Magnoliopsida, Asterales, Asteraceae. The transcript is spliced from 7 exons. Bases 193 to 660 code for a protein of 155 amino acids.